UGACUCCUGCCCUGAUCGCUGCGGCCCUGAUCGGGAAGUGUCAAGCGGGAGCUGGGGUUCCCCCGCCUUCGCCGCUACCACCGCCGAUCCCGGGACGCCAUACCCAGGCCCCGGCCCAGCCGCCAUGACGAACGUGUACUCGCUGGAUGGAAUUCUGGUGUUCGGCUUGCUCUUUGUUUGUACCUGUGCCUACUUCAAGAAGGUACCUCGCCUCAAAACCUGGCUGCUCUCAGAGAAGAAGGGAGUUUGGGGUGUGUUUUACAAAGCCGCUGUGAUUGGAACCAGGCUACAUGCUGCUGUGGCAAUUGCCUGCGUGGUAAUGGCCUUCUACGUCCUGUUUAUAAAAUGAAUUCCAAAGCAUCCAUUUCAUCAGCCGCCAACCAAGGGGACAAGGGUGAAGAAGAUGUUGGGGGCCUGGGCCCAGUGUAGGAGAGUUCAGCUAAAAUCAUCCAAGCCCCCAGGAUGAGACCACCGCAUCUGCCCCUACCGUAUGGUGGGAAAACUCCUCGUGGUUACAAACAUUAUUUAUGCUUCAGGGGACUCCAGGAAGCCACCUUCCUUUGACCUGUGUGUAAAUCAGUCCUCAGCAGAGAGUAUAUAAUGUCCAGACAAAUUACAUCCAUCAGUGAUAUGAUUACAUACCUCCUGCUUAAAAACCUGUCACCGAUUUUAUUCUUCAGCCCCUCAUCGGGAUCUUUUCAAACUGAGGCUCAUUAAGGAAGACCUGUGCUCAAACCUCUUGGAAGGAGGGAUAAUUUUCAAGACUUGACUUUUUUUUUUUUCCUGUUUGAUUUGGAUUUGACAAAUUGCAGGGGGUGGGGGGACUGGGUGGGAAAAAGGAGUUAUACAAAACAAAAAAUUUGGCUUUGGAAAUUUACCUUUCAUAUACGCACCUGGGAACAUGAGGGAGAGGGCAUGAUCCUCACUGCACAAAAGAACAGAUGACACAACUCUGAGUUUUACACGGAGAAUCUGGGCCUGCCUAUGACUUGGAAAUGACCUGUCUGUGAUGAGAGGGGAAAGGAGUAGUGAGAAGGAAACAAUGUUCUAUUCGCCAAUUUUCUCAAAAGGAAACUUUACCCCCAGCACAUGCUAAAUGGAAACUGUGGCUAAUUUCCGAAAGCUUUUAAUAUUACUGAGUGCUCCAUAUUGUCACUCAGUUUUAAAUGCCACCACUAGGGGAAAGAGAAACUAUUGAAGAAAUAAUUGUUUAAUAUAUUUGCAGUGGGGUAGAAGAAAUAAAUAAAUCUAGUAUAUUAGUUCAUAUACUAGUAAAGUCAUCUGGAAUUUAUUGUGAUGUUAGGUGGAAGUUCCGUCAUGUUAUCCAAGAUACAGACUUAGUCUUUGUUUAAAUCUGAGUUAUCAUGACAAUUUUUAGUUGAUUACUCGUGUUUCUUUUUAUUUUUUUUUAUUUUAUUUUUUACUCAUGUUUCUUAACCCACUCUUUAAUUUUCUUCGUAUUGCAAUACUCUUUAGCUAUCUCUUGGAAAUUAGAAGAACAUGAGAAAUUUGAAUAAGUGAGAGAAGUUGUUGACAUUCAUAGACAUGUUUGGACAGUUCACAGAAUCUGUGAAUAAAAUGGGGGUGUUUCCUGAAGUAAAAGAAAACAGAAGUUUGCAGUUGAGAUUGACGGGCUUUUCCAUGGGGUAUGGCAACUCCUGAGCAAAUCAUUUUAGGUGACUGCAUUUGAAGGGAAAACGUCUCCAUUCCCUCAUCUUUAUGCCUGCAAAAGGUCAGCUGUUGCAUUUAUGAAACCUAGAUCUUCUCUAUUAAAAAAGAGAGUUGAUCUAAAAUUAAAUUAUUGUAAAGAGCAAGCAUAGACAUACGUCUAUCAGUUGAAUUGUUCAUUACAGUAAAACUUGACUGUGGACAAGUUGACUGGACAAGUUGACUGUGGCAGUAAACUGUCUUUUGUCUCAUUCCAAAAAGAACAAAAACUGCUAGGAAGUUCAGGUUCUGAAAUAUGAGUUUGGUGCUUUUAAGGGUUCCUAGAAGUAUAGAAAGUCAUCAAGUAAACACUACAUUUCUAAUCAUCUCGGAGUUGUGGCUGUUGUCUUCAGCAAUUGAUCCACAGGGUAAAUUUCAAUGAUUCAUGUAUUUUCCAUUGUUGCUUCUGAGGGUCUUUCACACAAGACAAAGGAAAGCUAGUGGAACGGAAAGAAGAGUUACACCUUGUGGGUGUGAGUUUGGAACCUGCUGGUCAAUGGGAAUGUCACUCCCUGGAAAUACAGGUUCAGCAUGUUUUGCACUUGUUAUUUUGUAGCUUUAAUGACUUUUGUUUUCUAAUAGGGCUAACAUCUCUAAGCUUGGUGCUUAGAGCCGCUUCAUAUUUUAAACUAGUUCCAUUUCACAGCUCUAGUUGUUCAAACCAGUUUUUACAGCCUCCUGGAUGGGUCAUCUUGACCUAAACUCUUGAACUAUUAUGUUUGAGAUGUCUUCAUACCAGAAUGUACCAAAAAGUACACAGCGUGAAGGUAAUUUAAAGCAAAUAACAAACACACAGUUUAUUUCAUGUCUUGACUUUAUGUAAGCAGAUAAGCAGAAACUUGCUUAAUUUGUCACUUUGGUUGGUGUGUCAUCUAUUUUUGACUGAAAAUUGUAGGAAGUUGUUUCUCUAAAGGAGUCCAUUUAGGGGUAGAAGAACGGGGUUAGCAGUUUUGCCUCAGAUUCAAACUGGCAUCACCAUAAACCCAGUAUGCUGGGGUGGAAUGAAAUCAGCUUUUUAUAGUUGAAAUAAAAUUUUUUAUUCACCAUUGUCUGCACAAAUCCUUGAAAAUAAAAUUUCUUUCCCUACCA
This is a messenger RNA of Sus scrofa (pig), 2796 nucleotides long. It is a transcript of the gene TMEM167B, whose product is annotated as transmembrane protein 167B. Lineage: Eukaryota; Metazoa; Chordata; Mammalia; Artiodactyla; Suidae. The record is from RefSeq and is a predicted model, not a curated record.